AGCGGGCCAUCCUGCAGUUUUUGUGUGGUGUUUUGAUGUCCUUUUUUUGCUACAAGAUGACUUUGGCGAUGAUGGUAAAUCUCGUCGUGACGAAGGUGUCUGUCCGCUUGACGGAUUGUGUGGAAACGAGAACGAUUAUUAUAUGCACUGGAUUGACGCUGAAUACGAUGCUUCUUUUGGCACAGAACCUUGUCUGUUUAAGUAUUUCAUUAUUAUUUGUGUGUGAAUACGCAAUUCCUAUUCUACGCCAACUUCUACUGUGAAUAUUUGGUAACAUAUAAUUUGAUGCAGAAACUUGGUCAGGAUAUUAUAAACAAUGGGUAACAAAAACUGGUUUCCCAGCUUCGUCUGAAAUUACUUAUGGAGAUCUUCACACAUAAUCAGUACUUUUGUUUACAAUUAAAGUUUAAUUCCUUUAAGUACAUAUGUAUGUACGUAAAUACACCAAUUCAUAUUCGUAUGUACAGCUGGAAAAAUUUACAGUAUACACGUGUCCAAAAUAUCGCAAUUAUGUGAAGAUAGAUAUUUCAGAAACACAGAUUCUGGAAGCGUUAGGAAAUAUAGCGUAACUUUGUGCCACUAGUAUUUUGCCUUUGGGGAUUUCAAUCCUGUAAAUUUUUAAAAUAGUGUUAACCAAGAAUGUGCGAUUUUUAGCUCAGUUUUACAAAAUGUACAGAUUCAUUCACUUGUUUUGGACGCCGUAAAGUGUGAAAAAUCUGUGAAAUUACAUAUGCCUAAAUAGUAUCAAGUUUCCUGUGACAAAGAGACGCCUGUGUGAAACACUCAUUCGACUGAUGAAUAUAAAAGCCACGCCACGCCAUGAAAGAAACCAGCCUAAUGACAAACCGUACCACUUUGGAGGACAAACCCCUCAUCCUCCUAGAAGACUACCCACCCUUAGAAUGGACAUUAUCCAGAACCGUGAAGUCCACGAUUUUCGGAUUGAUCAUAAUUCUCACAAUUUUAGGAAACUUACUCGCCUUAUGGGUAUUUUUCCGGUAUCGGAAACAAUUGAGGUCACCGACCCACUACUUUUUAGCGAACUUAGCCCUGGCCGACUUAUUCGUCGGGGUGUUCUCACUCCCUUAUCUGGCAGUAUUUAGCGUCACGCUGAGAUGGUAUUUCGGCCGAGAAUGGUGUUAUUACUGGACUUUGGGACAUUAUUGGUUUUGUUCGAGUUCCAUCCUUUCAACGUUAGGAGUUUGUAUCGAGAGAUUCGUGGGAGUGAGGAACCCUCUAAAACAUUUGAGUGUCAUGAAUAAGAGAACCAUUUUCAAAAUGAUGGCGGGAAUAUGGAUCCUGGCGGGAAUGUUGAGUGUAGGUCCGUUCCUGAUUUGGCUAGAAAGACCAACAAAUGACGCGUUGAGGUGUAUAAUUAAUUUGACGAAGGGACACGUGAUUGUGGCGUCGGUGGGAAUUUUUCAUAUUCCGGCGGGAAUUAUGGUCGUGCUGUACUAUUUGAUUUACAGGGCUGCCACCGCCCCGCUAAAAACCAUCGGAGAGAGUACCGCAAGUAAUCAAAACACUGGCGCCCAACGCAGCAAACAAGUCCGUCUCGCGAAAAAAUUGUCAUUUUUGGUCGGAUUUUUAAUAAUUUCGUACCUUCCGAUGUUCACAAUGUUGCUAAUUCUCGGCUUCGAUAGGAACUUUAUCCCCCUCGAAGUUUACCUUCUCGCCGCUUGGCUGCGAUAUUUCAACAGUUGUGCGAACCCAAUCGUGUACAUUUUCUCGGCUCCCGGCUACAAGAAGGCGUUCAAAGCAAUGUUCUACUCCGACCAAAAUCCACCACGUGAUGGGACAAAUUCUUCCGUGUAUUUUUCGAGUAAUCAGAAUAUAAGGACGACUGAGGACAAAUGACCGGUGGGAAAGUUAUGGAACGCAUAUCCUGUAAUGCAAAUAAGUAAAAAGUGACAAGAUGUGAUGAGAUAAGCUGUAAAGUAAUUUAUGGAUGACACGCAGUACAAAAAAAAUCUGGAAAAAUACUUAAACUUUUUGAAACGUGUCUUAAUUUUUUUGCGGAUUUAUGCCUACCAAAUUUUCCAGAGAUCUACAUAUGUACAUAAUCUUAUUUUACCUAUGUCCAUACUUACGACCUGGUCUUUCGAAAAGCUAAAUAAAUAUGUACAUACAUAUAUGUGUGUAAUUGACAUUAAAUAAAUUAUAAUAUUCUUUUACAAUCUUUGAAAAUUAGAAUAAAAAUUAAGGUCGUUUUAAACAUAUAUGCAAUUUUA
This is a messenger RNA of Folsomia candida, 2231 nucleotides long. RefSeq names its product alpha-1A adrenergic receptor. Bases 820 to 1857 code for a protein of 345 amino acids. Lineage: Eukaryota; Metazoa; Arthropoda; Collembola; Entomobryomorpha; Isotomidae. Gene Ontology annotation, biological process: adenylate cyclase-activating adrenergic receptor signaling pathway. The record is from RefSeq and is a predicted model, not a curated record. Gene Ontology annotation, molecular function: G protein-coupled receptor activity. Gene Ontology annotation, cellular component: membrane. The transcript has 3 exons.